GUGGACUCGAGCGAGGCGUGGGACUUCCACAACUUACCGGACUGGGACGAUGAUCUGUACGAUGAGGAUGACAUGCUCGCAUUCGCUUCUGCUUUGGCUGCUCCAGAACCUUCGCCUUCAGAAGAGGAUCUUCGUAACCCUCAGCAUAAGCCGGGUAUGGAGUUCAUCACAGCUCUCAACGACUGGCGACCGAUACGCCAGAGAGUGCGAAGUAGCAACCCUUCCAAGCCCAGCCAUGCCAGCAGCAAAGCCAAGCGACGAAAAAAGCCACGACGAGGCAAAGACGAGACUCGAGAGGGGUGGACAUACUCGGUUCUCAAAUAUCCGUUCUUGCUUACAGUUUUCGUGUGGAUUGCUUGUCUUGGAGCAUCGUACUUCGCUACGAGGCUCUACAUCUACGUUUACGAGCAAUGGUUCGCGUGGCGAGGGAAGAAAGCCCGACUUCGAAAGCGUCUGCGAGAGCAGACUACGUACGAGGAUUGGGUGAAGGCUGCCAAGGAACUUGAUACGUACCUUGGCAGUGACAAGUGGAAGGCCGAGGACGAGUACGCAUACUACGACGACAGGACGAUCAGUAGAGUGCUGAGGCAGAUGAGAGAUCUUCGCGAACAGGCUGAGGAGCAAGAUGGGCGACCAACAGCCAAAGGGAUGGAGGGACACAGACCGAUCGAUGACCUAAGUGGACUGUUGGAAGCUUGCGUGAAGAAUAACUUCGCUGGUUUUGAAAACCCUAGACUAUACUCUGAGACUUAUUACGGCACGAAAGAUCUUGUGCAGGACUACGUGGACGAAGUCUCAGCCACAUUAAAGUUCCUGCUUUCAGCCAGACAGCUUACGCAAGAGAACAAGCGCAACCUCUUCCAGCAUCUGAGCACCAACUUUGGCCGCACAGCUUUGUGUCUGAGUGGGGGCGCAACUUUCGCGUACUACCAUUUCGGAAUAGCCAAAGCGCUCCUUGAAGCGGACCAACUGCCAACAAUCAUCACGGGUACCUCUGGCGGCGCGCUCGUUGCAGCCCUUUUGACCACUCGCACAGAUGACGAACUACGCAAACUGCUCAUUCCAGCCCUGGCCUACCGGAUCAGAGCUUGUAGCGAGCCAAUGCGCGUAUGGGUACCACGCUACUGGCGGACCGGCGCUCGUUUCGACAACGUAGACUGGGCGAAACGAUGCUCCUGGUUCUGCAAUGGCUCUCUCACCUUCCUGGAAGCGUAUCAACGCACUGGCCGAAUACUAAACGUCAGCUGUGUUCCAUCUGACCCGCAUAGCCCAAGCAUUCUUGCUAAUUAUCUUACCGCACCGGACUGUGUGAUCUGGUCUGCAGUUUUGGCCUCGGCAGCCGUACCAGGGAUCCUUAACCCUGUGAUUUUGAUGCGAAAGAACCGUGCAGGCAAGCUCGAGCCUUACAGUUUCGGCCACAAGUGGAAAGAUGGCAGCUUGCGAACAGACAUACCACUCAAGAGCCUCAACUUGCACUUCAAUGUUAACUUUUCCAUUGUCUCGCAAGUGAACCCGCAUAUCAGCUUGUUCUUCUUCUCUUCUCGCGGCACUGUUGGACGACCGGUGACUCACCGUCGUGGCCGCGGCUGGCGAGGUGGCUUCCUCGGCUCAGCAAUCGAGCAGUAUCUCAAGCUUGACCUGAACAAGUGGCUGAAAGUUCUGCGGCAUCUGGAGUUACUGCCACGUCCGUUAGGUCAGGACUGGUCUGAAGUCUACCUUCAGCGCUUCAGCGGCACCGUCACCAUAUGGCCGAGAACCAAAUUAUCUGACUUUUGGUACAUCCUCUCCGAUCCAACAAUGGAACGCUUGGCGCGCAUGCUUCACUACGGUCAGCUUGCGGCCUGGCCGAAGCUCAAGUUCAUCAGCAACCGCAUGGCUAUCGAGAAAGUUAUUGAGACUGCUCGCGAGGAACUGCGGCCUCCAACGCAACCUCUUCCAACGCCCUUGCCGAAUGACCGUAGCUUAAGGAAUGUGCUGAGUGAAGAAGACCUGCAGACUCUGCUUGAUCGCGCG
Baudoinia panamericana UAMH 10762 is the source of this 2013-nucleotide messenger RNA. RefSeq lists its product as uncharacterized. Lineage: Eukaryota; Fungi; Ascomycota; Dothideomycetes; Mycosphaerellales; Teratosphaeriaceae. Gene Ontology annotation, molecular function: triacylglycerol lipase activity. The annotation marks the transcript as partial. The transcript has a single exon. The record is from RefSeq and is a predicted model, not a curated record. Gene Ontology annotation, biological process: lipid metabolic process.